AAGAAGGGGCUGGACAGCGAGAAGGAGCAGAGAAAAGUGAGUGGAAUGAUAAAAUGAGAAGGUGGAAGCUUUCUCUUCUGGAGCUCGUGCUCGUGUUAUGGCUCGGGUUGCGCGUUCUGGCUGUGUGUCCCUCCAUGUGCUCCUGCAGUCGCAGCCACAGGGAGGUAGACUGCUCCUCGAGGGGUCUAAGAAGUCUGCCCAAUGGCUUACAGUACAACCUGCGCGCCCUUAACCUGUCCCACAACCGAUUCCACGGCCUGGAUGACCAACUUACCGCUUACACCCAUCUCCGCGUUGUUGAUUUGUCUCACAAUCGGCUGAGCCAACUGCCCGCAAACCUACCUCGUUCCCUCUGGCGGAUCUAUGCCUCCUCCAACCGCAUUCAGUUGUUGGACAAGAAUGACACGGUCUACCAGUGGAACCUGCAGCUACUUGACCUCUCUGACAACAAAAUGGAGAGAGCCACCUUCAUCAACAACACGCUGACCAGUUUGUGCACGCUCAACCUCAGCCACAAUCACUUCUGGACUUUGCCCACUAACCUUCCCAUACACCUAGAGAUUAUUGACCUGUCCCACAACUGGCUAGUAAAAGUACUUCCAGGAUCUUUAGAUCGGCUCCCCAGACUAACUUACUUCUACCUGCACGCUAACCGCUUCUCUGCAAUGCCUUUUGGAGUCUUGGACAAAAUGACAUCACUCAAAGUCAUUGCUUUGGGAAACAACCCUUGGGCUUGCCACCUUUACGCCGAUAUCAGCUACUUGCUCUCCUGGACUCAGCGUACCCCCGCACGUGUCCUGGGCUGCCCGUGCCACACCCAGCCCAUCUGUGGAGGGGUGCACCCUGGCAGGACAGGAGGGUGGCAUUAUGCCUCCUACAACUUACCCCCAUUGGCUGCCAGCGCCAAGGAUCUGACCUCCAUGACCCCUAAAGCUAGUGUCACCGGAUGGUGGUAUCUGUCUGUUUCUACCUCGCUGAACACUCCUGUUGCCCCCAGAGAGACAUGGGGCACACAACACCACACUUUCACAGCCACACCCAGCAUCAGCAUGGCCACCCUGAAGUACAAAACCACAGGCACACACCUAACUAUUGAUCACUUGUCUGCAAGUGUUAGCUCUGAUUCUCUUCAUGUCUCUGCAACAAAGGAAACCUCAACCACAGACACAAGUCUCCUUACAGAAAUGACCGACGAAGAUAACACAACAUCUGCCACAGAUCAAUUUUUUACCACAGAUAGUCUGUCCAUCCUAACAAAGAAGACAACCACACUUCGCACCAGAAGUGUGAGGAGGCAGAAUCCAUCCUUUCCAGGUGGUAUGCCCAACACUAGCCCUGCUCUUGUUUCCUGUUCCUGGGUUUUAUUCCUUCAUAGCUCAGCCGUCCUGUCUCUCAUCCUGAUUCAAGUCCAUUGA
This is a messenger RNA of Oreochromis aureus, 1415 nucleotides long. RefSeq names its product oligodendrocyte-myelin glycoprotein-like. Bases 54 to 1415 code for a protein of 453 amino acids. Gene Ontology annotation, biological process: neuron projection regeneration. NCBI's taxonomy places the organism in Eukaryota, Metazoa, Chordata, Actinopteri, Cichliformes, Cichlidae. Gene Ontology annotation, molecular function: protein binding. The transcript is spliced from 2 exons. The record is from RefSeq and is a predicted model, not a curated record.